AUGUCUGUCACGCUGCACACCACCCGUGGUGACAUCAAGCUCGAAAUCUUCUGCGAAACCGUCCCGAAGACCGCCGAAAACUUCCUCGCCCUCUGCGCCUCUAGUUUCUACAAUGGCAGCCCUUUCCACCGAAUGAUCCCCAACUUCAUGGUGCAGGGCGGCAGUCCUGCUUCGGAUCCAAAGUCCAAGGCCUCGCCCUCAAUCUACGACACGCCCAACCAACUCUUCGAGGACGAGAUACGCCCAGCCCUCAGGCACAAUGCUAGAGGAAUAGUCAGUAUGGCAAACAAAGGCCCCAAUACGAAUGGAAGUCAGUUCUUCAUCACAUUUGCCGCCGCGCCGCAUUUGGACGGGAAGAAUACCGUCUUUGGCAAGGUCUUGGAGGGGUUCGAGGUGCUAGAUGACAUCGAGAAGGUCGCGGUGGAUAAAAAGUCAAGACCACAGGAGAGGAUUGAGAUUAAAAAGGUUACGAUACAUGCCAACCCCUUGGCUGGGUGA
This is a messenger RNA of Cucurbitaria berberidis CBS 394.84, 498 nucleotides long. RefSeq names its product peptidyl-prolyl cis-trans isomeras-like protein-like 3. The record is from RefSeq and is a predicted model, not a curated record. Lineage: Eukaryota; Fungi; Ascomycota; Dothideomycetes; Pleosporales; Cucurbitariaceae. The transcript has 2 exons. Bases 1 to 498 code for a protein of 165 amino acids. Gene Ontology annotation, molecular function: peptidyl-prolyl cis-trans isomerase activity. Gene Ontology annotation, biological process: protein peptidyl-prolyl isomerization; protein folding. Gene Ontology annotation, cellular component: catalytic step 2 spliceosome.